Debaryomyces tyrocola is the source of this 3750-nucleotide messenger RNA. NCBI's taxonomy places the organism in Eukaryota, Fungi, Ascomycota, Pichiomycetes, Serinales, Debaryomycetaceae. The record is from the annotation of a GenBank genome assembly.
AUGAGUGCAAUGGGGAUAUUGAAGGCCAAAUACAUAUAUUCGACAAGAGUGUUAUAUGCAAAGUUGGCCGGCCGGUUUUUCUAUACGUUUGCAAANUAUAGNGGUAAUGCCGUAAUCGGCGAGGUUAUUCGUAGACCAACNCCACUGGUGGUCGAACAAGCCAUGCAUGUCAUGAUGGAGACUUAUGUUCUUGUCGCCAAAGACCCCAGCGAGAAGUUCCUACAAUCCGUGUUUAUAUCAUUGAUGACUGCAGACGAUANAUUUGCCGAGUCGAGGGUCAGGGCAAAGACGCUUGACGCCAUUAACUACUGCCUCAAGUUGGCUGCAUCCGAUUACAUGCAAGCCAACGACAAUGUCAACGAUGUCUUGCUGGUGUGGUACGAAACAGUAUACUAUGAUUUUGAGCAUUACCGGAGCGUCCANCACAAGUUUAACAUGACAACACCAACGUUUCAAACGAGGGUGGAUGAACAGGAUAUAAGAAAGGCGGCGAUUGGGGCAGUCAAUUUCAGCAUCGACGAUCUUAGCAAAUUGGCCCGCUGUUUGGUCAAGGACUACCGCAGGCAAACUGAGACGUUACUUCCAAAAGGCGUAAUUAUCGUGGACGAUCUUUACGAAGAGUUUGAAAGAAAUGCUGUGGAGUUGAUCAACUGCAAGGAUAGAGGAUACAGUGUCUUCUUUGGAACAUCAGCUAUCAAUGAUAUAGCGGCCAAAUGCUUAUUGCGGUUUCGGGAUGCGUUGGGCGAUCUCUGGGAUAAUCUGGGAUACAUGAAGAUCAUAUUACAGAAGUUGAUGAAGCUAAACUUGAACGUAUUGGUGUGCAUAAUGAUAACCUGUGGAAGUCCCUUUCGAGUGUCCGAGCUCUACACAUUGACGUUCGCCAAUCCUGUGGGGACAACACGUUCCAUGUAUUAUUCGAACGGGCUCAUCCAAUUGAAUAUCCGUUACAAUAAAAAUACCCAUAGCACGUUAAGGUACACCAACCAUACCAAAGUAUUGCCGCAGGAUGUCUCCAAGAUUGUGAUUCAUUACAUUUCAGUGGUGAGAUAUUUGGAGAUUGCCAUUGUCGAGAGACACGGAGCUGACGAGAUUUCCAGGGAUAUUAGUGAGCCGUCUUAUCGCAAGAAUAUAGACGACAAUGACGAUGAAUCCGAUAGAGAGGAAGCGGAGGCACUGACAAGUAUUGCCGAGCGCCAGCCAAGAAAGGCAAUGCUCCGGACGCUAGUAUUUCUUUCACCAUUUGGCGUGAGGAAAGGCGCCCAGGCAUUCACAUUCUUGGAGUGGGCCAGUGAACAAUAUAUUGGCGAAAGGUACACACCACGACUUUUGCGACAGGCAUUGGUUCACUUUACGAGAUUACUCUUGACGGAGAACAGAUACCGCGAUACGGGAUUUCUCAAACGCAUAGACAAGCUAGCGGGGCACACCACGACGACUGCCGAUAUGCAAUACGGUGUCACGCACUCGAAUUCGCUCCUACCCAGUGUUCCUGUAAAUAAUAUCGACAUUCGGAUUUCUUUGGAGUGGCACAGGAUAUUGGGGCUAACUGAGAAAAAUGUAAAGGUUUUCCACCAAAAAGAGAACCGAACGGUGUUGAAAGAUAUCAUGUCUCAGUGCUAUAUCGGACGAGACGAAAUAGACGCUAUUGGCAAUCGCCUUUAUAAAGAUUUCAAUAUUGGCACGCUAGAUCACACGCAUAUGUUGCACUAUGCCUGCAAUUCAACGAGAGAUAUGUUGAUCAUCAGCCCUACGGGGUCUAGGAAGAGCAAUGCAUUUAAAUUUCCCAUUCUAGCUGAGAAAAAGUUAGGCCUUCCAUUCGUCAGCUUCAUCAUAUCACCAUUCGUCAGUUUGCUUGAGGAUAUGAAAGAGAAGCUUUUUGAUUUGGAGGAGCUAGCGGUGGCGAUCUAUGAUCCUGAGAAGGAGUAUGAGUAUUAUAUUACGUGCGACGUUGUCAUCGUUCAGUUGGAAAAAGCGAAGGAGGCAGAAGGGCUAGUGCGGCAUUUCCAUCUGGAAAAAGUAUUCAAGUAUAUUAGACGGUUGGUGUUGGAUGAGGCGCAUAUUCUAAUGGAGCAUAAAUCAUUUCGUGCAGCGAGCAUCAUGAAAAUCUCAGAGGUUUUCGGGAGUGGCGUCCCCAAGUUAUUUCUUUCUGCAACGUUUCCUAAGCUGUAUGAGUCCCGGAUAUGUAGAAUGUUUGAUAUCAAGGAUUGGAGAGUUCAUCGCGGAGAGACCAUCCGCAAAAAUAUCGCCCAUAUUGUUGUGCAAGAUACGUUUGAUGUGACGAGGGCAUUGAAAAAGAUAUACGAAUCGGAAAUAAAGCCCAACCGAACGAAAGGAAUCGUGUUUGUAUAUAAACGGAGUUUGGCGAUAGAGUUGGCCCAGGAUUUAAAGUGGAUUGUGUUCCAUGGAAAUAUGCUGCCGGGCAAAAAAGGUAACGCAUAUAGAGAAUUUUCCAGGCUUGAAGAGGGUAUGGUAGUGGCAACGUCUGCAUUCAGUCACGGAGUAGAUUUAAAAAGAAUCAGCCAUGUAAUAACGGUCGGUCAGGUUAAUAGUAUUAUUGAAUUCCAGCAAGUAGUGGGUCGAAUGUGGCGCGGAGAACCAGAAAAGAUAGGCCGCUCGUAUAUUUUGUUGCUGCCCGGCAGGAUGCAUGAGCAUAUAAGACCAUCAUCGUGCGUUAAUGGCUCUUUGACGAGCGAAUUAGAUGGAAAAGAAGACGAAAAUUGCAGAUCUCUAGAUUGUGUCAGUUGUUCGGUAUGUGACGGGACCAAGAGAAUUGAUAGCGGAGCUUUCAUGUACGAUUCAUCAGAUUCAGAUUCAGACGAAGGAAUGGAAGUUGAAGUAAUAGAAGUCGAAGAUCCUGAAGAUGAAUUGUCCGAAUUGCAAGCCACGCUUCGGGAUUGCCAGUUUAAUGUUCUCAAAUUAUAUGGAUUAAGGCCCGAGAGCGAGCUGGUUGCGGAUUCGUUAGGUGUGUAUGCCAAAUCAUUCUUCUCAACGGUAAUCAAUCCUGGCCUUAUUGUGGAUUUAGGAGUUUGCUCCGGCUGUCUAUUAUCUAAUUUUCAUGCUCAUAGCUUAGAUCCGGGCCAUGAAUCCCUGAGGUCCAUGCUGUGCUCUUUAACGCCUCUUCUCCAUGCCUUUUCCAUAUUCUUUUUAUGCGAGAAUCGUGAUGGAAAGGCGCAUUUGGAAAGCAUGAUGAUGUCACCCAAUCUCAGUAGCAUUAUGAUCAGGAGAAUUGAGGAUCUUAUCAGGAAUCCUGGUGGAAAGUAUGAACGCAUGGCCAAAUGCUUGAUGAGUCGUUCAGCCAUUGAAAAGAAUCAUUUGGAAGUUAGUUGGGCGGAAGUGUAUAAAGUGAAUGAUUAUUUGGAGAACCCUUGUGUUGAUGCAGCCCAAUUAGUUUACGGACCAAGUGAUGGGUGGUGUGAGCUUAGCAGAGUCACGCUCAAUGCGUUGGAAAUAGCAUGCCAAUUUCGAUUUAAAUCCAUAAAUGGUAAUAAAGUGUUUGGAUUCUGUUUUGGGUGCUGGGGUAAGUUGUACCAUAGAAGGCAAAUUGAUUGCCAUAAGGGAUUAAUAGCAAGAAUAUUGAUUUAUUCUUAUUAUGAAGGGUCGUUGUUGGAAAAGUAUUGUUCUGAGCGGCGUAUAGAGCUCGAGUAUCCUAGUGUAUGCCAUCUAGUAGAUCUUAUGGUUUUCCGAGAAGGGGAUAGUGUGCCGUUAUUCUUUGNUUAUGUAGGUUGGUUGUUGGCCCGCAGUCAAGGAUAA